Molecule: messenger RNA, 4498 nt
Organism: Xyrauchen texanus (razorback sucker)
Lineage: Eukaryota; Metazoa; Chordata; Actinopteri; Cypriniformes; Catostomidae
Product: lethal(3)malignant brain tumor-like protein 4
Exons: 21
Coding region: 772-3123 (783 amino acids)
Biological process (GO): regulation of DNA-templated transcription
Cellular component (GO): nucleus
Molecular function (GO): protein binding; zinc ion binding
Source: RefSeq, a predicted model, not a curated record
AAGCAAUAUUAAUGGUUAUUAAUGCUGCCUUCACGUGCUAUCUGAAUUAUCGUAAAUACGAGUUUCCCAUUCGGAAGUUGCACAUGAAUGACCCCUCAAGUAAUUCAAUGACUAUUAAUCUUGAUACCAGAGUUUCUGAGAUGGGAGGAGUCCUAAACUUUCAACAUGGUGGAGGAGAGUAGUUGCUGUAGUGAUUGUCAGGUUUUGUUAAUUUUUCUAAUUACAGCUAAUUGUUAGUGCUUGCUAACACUAUAUUUAUAUAAGCUUGCUGACGAUCAUGGAAUUUUGGUCAAAUAAAAACUACUAUCACAGUGUAAACAUGUGUACAGUUGUUGCUGAUAUAAAUAAAUGAAUUUGACCAAAAUUCCAUUAUCGUCAGCAAGCUUAUUGAAUGAUAUGUAUUAUGAUGUCAAAAUAAAAGUUCCUCAAGAAUUAUGUUUGAAUGAACCUGCUGUCGUCUAUAUUUCCUUUUCUUUCUGACAACAAAGCACAUGAACACGAUAUACCUGUAAUUACCACUUAAGAAGUGGGAAGUAGGAUAAUUCUGAUAGCACAUGAAGGUAGUAUUAUUCCUGUCUUUUAUCUUCUGCUGGAUUCAAUUAGUGUAUCCAAUCCAACUUUUUAUUGCCUUUAUUUACUGUCUGAUUCAGCAUGUGUAUCUCUGUCUCUUAUACUAAUGUUUUUUAAGAUGUGUUGUUACUUGUAAAUUCUCCCAAACAUAGGCCUACAUACACACAGAGAGAGGAUGAGAUGUAAGUGCGUCACAAAAAUAUGGCAGACACAUCUACAAGUGAUGGCCCUGCUACAGGAACAGAUUUUGACAUGAUUAGUGCUCUUGACUGGAAGGACGGCAUAGCCACACUGCCUGGGAGUGAUAUUCGGUUUCGGAUGACCGAAUUUGGCACACUGGAGAUUGUCACAGAGGCGGAACCUAAAGAUAACGGGGCGGAGUCUACAAACCUACAACCUCAAACUGCGGUCACCAACAACAGUCAUUCCCCUGAACAAAACAAACCUUCAAAUAAGACUGCAAUGCCCCAAUCAAAUACAGAUCAUCAGAACAAUACUGUGGUUUCCACUGACCCCAACAGGCAGGCAGAGGGACACAACACAAGGAGCCCCAGCCCGGAGGGAAGCCCAAGCAUGAGCAUAGUGUCUAAUGCAGCAAUUGCUCCUAGCACUGAGGUGGCAAACUGCAGGUCCUGUGGUCGCACUGGUUCACAGGAGUCUUUUCUACAGGGUAAAUUUUGCAGCGCUCCAUGUGUGCAACCUACCAGUGGCAGGUCAACCCCAGCUGAGGCAGUCGAAGGAGAGCGUUUAGGGAAACGUGUGAGAAAGAAGAAGAAGAUGUUUAUGGAUUCUGGAGAUGAAGAGGAGGACAACAUAGAAGAGGAUGAGGAAAAGAUGAAAUCUUCAAAGGGCAGAAGAGCAGCUAAAAUUGCUAGACUAGUGACAGCACCUCCUGCUAAGAAGAAAACAUGGAGUUGGUCAACUUAUCUGGAGGAUGAGAGAGCAAUUUCUGCUCCCUUAAAACUUUUCAAAGAGCACCAGUCAUUUCCGCAGAGCAGGAAUGGAUUUAAAGUUGGCAUGAAGCUGGAGGGAUUGGACCCUUGUCACCCUUCUCUCUUCUGUGUUUUGACUGUUGCAGAGGUGCAAGGUUAUAGGAUUCGGCUUCACUUUGAUGGUUACCCUGAGUGCUAUGACUUCUGGGUAAAUGCUGAUUCAUGGGAUGUGAAGCCGCCGGGCUGGUGUGAGAAAAGUGGCCUUAAGCUAUUGCUGCCAAAAGGCUGCAGAGAUGGCGAGUUUAACUGGAACACAUAUGUAAAGAACUGUAGGGGUCAACUGGCCCCCAAACAUCUCUUCAAAAGUCUUAAUACAUCAGUCACACCUUCAGGAUUUCGUGCUGGGAUGAAACUAGAAGCAAUAGACAGGAAGAACCCAUCACUUAUAUGUGUUGCAACCAUUGCUGCUGCUGUUGACAACCGGCUUCUCAUCCACUUUGACAACUGGGAUGAUACGUAUGAUUACUGGUGUGACGCCAGCAGUCCAUACAUUCACCCUGUAGGGUACUGUGAGGAGGUAGAGUUAACGCUGACCACACCUGCAGAGUAUAAGCACCCAAAGACUUUUUCUUGGGUAAAGUACCUUGAAGAAACAGGAACCCAGGCUGCACCAGCCAGAGCCUUCAAACAGAGACCACCGCAUGGUUUCCAAACCGGCAUGAAGUUGGAGGCGGUAGACAGACGGAAUUCCAUGCUCAUCCGUGUAGCCACGAUCUCUGACACAGAGGACCACAGAAUCAAGAUCCAUUUUGAUGGAUGGAGUGAUGAGUAUGAUUAUUGGCUAGAUGCUGAUAGUCCAGAGCUGCACCCAGUGGGUUGGUGUCAGAAGACAGGUCAUCCUUUACAGCACCCCAAUGGACCCAGAGAUUCUCCAGUCCCACCAGGGCAAGGGUGCCCUACCCUAGGAUGCAACGGUGUUGGACACAUUAGAGGACCUCGCUACGGGACACAUUACACGGUGGUGAGUUGUCCAUACUCAGAUCUGAAUUUGAAUAAGGAUGGGCUGGUGCCAGACAGACUCAGCGGGGAGAGACCAGUCACAAUUAGUGGACCACCACGUCACCGCCGUGCUGAAACACUAACUCAGACAAACCCUACCACACCCAGCACCAGCACCCCAGAACCCCCUGACACCACCACAGACACCUCUCCACAAGCUCGAUCUGGCAUUGCACCAAAAUGUUCUAAACCACCUCAGGUGAAGCAGGAAGGUGACAGGAAAGAUUCUCUGCAGCAGUUGUUACAUGAAUCUGUGUUCUGUGGAUGGGAACCACCAAAGUUUCAACUGUGCUGGGAAAAGCAUGGCAAACUGCUACCUGAAGCCUUAGGCCUCACUGCCAAGAGAGUGGCCAAGUGGAGCACAGAGGAGGUUGCAAGUUUUGUGAGAGGGUUGCCUGGCUGUAGAGAGCAUGCUGCCACCUUCAGGAAGGAGCAAAUUGAUGGCGAGGCCUUCCUGCUUCUUACUCAAUCAGACAUUGUAAAGAUACUGAGCAUCAAGCUUGGCCCCGCUCUCAAAAUCUACAAUUGUAUCCUCAUGCUUAAGAGUGCAGAUGAGGAAUAGACUCACUUCCCAUCAAACUGGACACAGGCAAAGACCUCAUAGCAACCGCUGCUCAUUCAAUUGGUGUGUUUGAAAAUUCUUCAUGCCCCCACCAAUGAAUCCAGUCCUCAUCUUACUAAAAGAGCAUAUUGACAAGACUCCAAUCAUUGGUUGAAUGAUAAUUUGAUUGAUGGAAAAAUCAGCCAGUUGUGCAGACUAUAAGUGAUCAUAAAAAUCACAGAUCUUUAAGGCUGAUUCAGAGUUUUCUAUCUUAUGCUAACUGAAGUAAAUCCUAAAGGACUUUCAAAACAUUUUCACUGCAAUGGUCAUCUCUGCUCAUGCUCUGAACUAGGUGUGCUAAUUUUCUUUGUAAAUAGAUAAUCUGAUUCAUAUUAGACCCUGGGAGGGGAGAAUACACCACACUGAGGCACCUUAAAAUGCUUAAACUGGAUUCUUUCAUUGUUAAUAUUUAUGGUUACUGAAAUGGGUAAUUGCAUUUGGUGUUGGAAUCACGAACAAAAGCCACAAUAGUUGAGCUUUUACUUGAAAUGUAAAAAGUGAUUUAAAAAAAUGUAAAACGACUAUUGUUUGUAAUUGAACACAUGCUGACCUUUAUCCAGAAUAAUCCAAAUUAGCCUGUUUGAGGCCACUAGAGGACAGCGAGAAUAUGUAUGUGUGAGUGUGUGAUUGAGAAUUUUGCAAGCAGAGUGUGUGAGAAAUAAUGUAUAAAUGUGUGCUUGAAUCUAAUGUCUAAUGAAUUUUUGCACAGGGCAAAUCUGGAUUUGAUUGUAUCAGUUUAUUUACUUCAUGAAAUGCAUGUUCUUUAAAAAUGCCUUUGAAAAGUUGUACAUUGAUGUAAGUGUAUAUUGAAUUGAAAUGGAUUUGGGAAUAAAUGUGAGUGUGUGUGUGUGUAUUUAAGCCUCCUGACAUUUUACCUUGUUACAAUCAUACCUGAAAUAAGCACUAGCAUUGUAUUGUUCUGAGUUUUCAGCCUUGUCAGUCACCAAACAAAUGCUUUUUGUUCAUUAACAUUUGCUAUGGGCAUUAUACUUGAUGUUGCCAUUGACGCUGAAAUGUACUGUUCCUGAUUUUACAGCAGCAUCUUACUCGGUCUCCGCAAACCAUUACUUUUUCAUUUACUGGUUUGGAUUUGCAGUGCUUUUCAAUGCUGUUAAAAUACAUACAUUUGUAUGCAGGUUGAUCCAUAUAAAUAUGCUUUCAUGGGGUCACUGGAUACUGGAGAAAAUGUAUGGAAGCUGAUGAUACUUAAAGAUGGUCGUACAAAACUGCCUGCAAUAUUAAAUAAAUAUAGAGUAUGGUCUGCAGACAAUAAUAGGAGGACCUAGGUAUUUUUGCAGGCAACAAUUGACUUAAUAUGCUUGCAUAAUUAAGAUAC